This is a messenger RNA of Blastomyces dermatitidis ER-3, 4703 nucleotides long. Its product is annotated as cohesin complex subunit SA-1/2. The record is from RefSeq and is a predicted model, not a curated record. NCBI's taxonomy places the organism in Eukaryota, Fungi, Ascomycota, Eurotiomycetes, Onygenales, Ajellomycetaceae. The transcript has 2 exons. The coding region runs from base 320 to 4087 and encodes 1255 amino acids. Gene Ontology annotation, molecular function: chromatin binding. Gene Ontology annotation, cellular component: nucleus; chromatin; cohesin complex. Gene Ontology annotation, biological process: sister chromatid cohesion.
CUCUGUCGUCGCGUUUGUUAGAAAAGCGAACAGUUGAAUCCUCACAUUGACCCGCAACGCUCGGUUUGAUAUCUUCCCAACUUGGACCGCUGUCUACCAUCAAUGUCGUGUCUCCUAUCCACGAAUAACGACUUAUUCCUCGCCCACUGUUGACCCUACCCCCACCCAACGCGUUACCGCUCGCCGCACUUCGAUUCUGCCCAAAGUCGCGUCCUGGCCUGAUCCUCGGAAACAAAAAAGUCCACGCGCAAUACAACAAUCAGCCCCACUGAUUUCUGGACUAGAGACAAGCCAUUCUACCGUCGCAUAGAAUAAAAAAAUGGAGGUGUCCGCUCAGGGUGAUGAGCGUGACUCGAGUCCGCUUACGGAGCCCAGUGAGAGCGCCAACUCACCACCCCCAAAUGCGAGUAGUAGGAGGAGGUCUGGGCGGGUGAAACGGAAACCGGAACCUUUUUCAUUUGCUGCUUACAGCUCGAGUCGCCCGUCGCAGGCCGGUAGAACAACCAAGCGGAAGCGUACUGCUCAGCAGGAAGACGGGGAUGAGGACGAGGAUGAUAACGACGCGUCCGAUGCGGAAGAGAGUGGGGCUGAGGAUGGAAAAGAAGAGGAAGACGAAGACGACCAGGACGAAAGUGAGGAUGAUGCGCCUGAUGAGGAAGAACUUAAGGAACGGAGGAAGGCGGCACGAAAGAAGGCAGCUGCUAAGAAGAAGAAUAAUGCAUCCAAAGGACCCAAGCAAUCCAAGAAGCCCGGCGCUAAGCGGAAGGCGAAGAAACCAAGAAUUACCAAUGGCCUCACGACUGAACUUACUAUUCGCCCUGCUGUCAAUGGGGCUCAGCUGGUAUCUAGGUCCAAAAAGCCGCGGGCAAGGCAGAGUGAUUUUGCGGAUGAGGAUGGCCUCUAUGCUGAGGUUUUUGCCCGAGGUCACACUACCGAUGCUGUCGCUGCAGAGUGGCUUACAAAGUACGAGCAGCACAAUAUCAAGGGGAUGACCGAUCUGGUUAAUUUUAUCUUGAGGUGUACUGGAACGGACUUGAAGGUGGACGACCACGAUAUUGAAGACGUUGACAAUGUUGCGAACCGUUUAAAUGACCUCCAAGAAGAAUACCAAGCGCAGAGCAUCACCGAAUACCCCCUUAUUUCGAAAAUCAAAAAAUUCAAGUCCUUCCAAUACAUCUUAACCAGCUUUUUCAGUUCUCUCAUCCAAACCAUCCAUAGCUCAUCAGUCCUAUACACUGAUUCUGCCCUUGUUGAAAACAUCCAAGUUUGGGUAACGUCAAUGUCGUCCGCCCCUAUUCGACCUUUCAGACAUACCGCUACGAUAAUUUCGCUAGCCAUCGUGACGACGUUGUGCAAUGUUGCUAGAGAAGUAUCCUUAACCGUGUCGAAUACUCGAAAGCAAUUGGAUACAGAGAAGAAGAAGAAGUCAGUGAAUAAAGGCAGAGCUGAUGCGAUGCAAUCCAAGGUCCAAGAAGGGGAGAAAAAACUGCAAGUUAUUGACAGCUGGCUUGGUGACUGCUUUGAUACUGUUUUCGUUCAUCGCUACAGAGAUGUCGAUCCAAAAAUUCGAGCAGAGUGCGUCAACGCACUUGGAGGGUGGGUUAAUACAUAUAGACAAAUGUUUUUCGACGGCCAAUAUUUGCGAUAUUUGGGUUGGGUCCUUUCGGAUACAGUUGCCCAUACGAGAUCUGUUGUGGUGAACCAGCUCCAUCGACUCUACCAGAACAAGGAUAACAUUGCCGGGCUCCGCGCUUUCACGGAGCGAUUCCGCCCGCGGAUCGUGGAGAUGGCCACUAGAGAUGCCGAACCCAGCGUCCGCUGUGCUGUUGUGGAGUUGUUGGAUUUGAUUCGGGAGGCUGGAUUGCUUGAACCGGAUGAUAUCGACGGCGUUGGGCGACUUGUUUUCGAUAGCGAGCCACGCGUGCGCAAAGCCGCUGGUAGAUUCUUCGUGGAGAAUAUCCAGGACGUCUACGACACUCUUACUGAGAGUAUGGAGGAAGAGCUACACGAAGCGUUUGUCGAUGACGAUGACGAGGAUAAUUUCGAAACACCUCGCCCCUCUUGGAUCAAAUACAAAUGUUUAGCGGACGUUCUUCAGGUGUAUGAUGGCCAGGAACCCGCCGUUCCGGCUGAGCAGGAUAUUUCAUUAUCACGAAUGAGUCUUAAUGGCCGCGUUGAUUCGAGAUUCGUCCUCGCGACAGAAUCUAUAUAUUCUCAUUUUGGGGAGCUCCACCAAUGGGAACAUUUGGCUGGGUACCUCCUUUAUGACCACUCUCAGAUCCCAGAGACCUCGAACGAUGAAGAUUCCACUACUACAGUAAAGAAGCUAUACAAAUUAAGUGAAGGCCAGGAGGGGAUCUUGCUGGAAGUCUUAAGCUGCGCAGUGAAACUACAUAUCAUGGACAUCGGCAAAUCCGAUACAGAUAAGAAGGGUAGAAAGACCAAAUUGUUGGUAGAGAGGAUGGAGGAUCGACAGGAAUCUAUUGCCCACAGUCUAUCUCAGAUCAUCCCCCAACUCCUGAAUAAGUUUGGGUCAGCACCUGAGGCUGCUUCUGCUAUUCUACGGCUAGAGCAUUUAGUCGACCUCAAUUUGAUCCAGGAUCUUCAGAAGGAUGCGGCUGCGUAUUCAGACCUCAUUGGCAAUAUCAACAAGCAGUUUUUGACACAUUCGGACCAGGCUGUCCUUACCGAAGCUACAGUGGCCUUUUUACAUGCACGCACUUCCGACGAGCUUAGAGAAGCUAUGGAAUCCAAAGUGCAGGAGCUCUGGGAUGACACCAUUGAAACUUUACGUACGCUAUCCGUAACCAAAGGCACGGAAGAAUCGCCCGCUCUCUCCAUUAGUGUUCUUACUGCUUUGUCCAAUACAGUGACGCGGAUUUCGAACCUCGCAAGUGUAUCUGACUGCAGUUCCAUCCUGGAAGCCGAGUGCCGUGCUUCCUCUAAGAAACAAAAAGCCUCAACGGAAGCCGCUGUCGAUAUUAUUCUCAACUUAAGCAAACGAGGUCUUCGAGCAGAAGACUCUGAUGAGGAGAUAGAGAGGUUGGAAUUGGAGCUUGCGACCAACACUUUUAAAACCCUUCUUGUCUAUUUUAUGUGGAAGGUACGGUUCGUAAGAACUGCCCUAUCAUCACGGGACCCAUCUUUCGAUACUGAAUUUUUUGAUUCGCUUGCUGCCCGUCGAGAUGCGUUCGUGGCAGUCCUCACAGCUAUAAUGCAAGGACGCUCGGGCCUUGAUGAGCUCAGAGUCUCCACCGCGCUAACCCUACUUGACCUCCAAACCGUGUUUGGGACGCUUCGUAAUUCAGGAGCAGGAGCAGAUAACUCUAUCCCUUCACUAGAUGAUGAAGUUGCUCUCCAAAUCCAAAGCUUGGUGCAAUCAAUCAGUCCAGAGACUCAAGCUCUAAUUUCCCGUAUGCACGACACGGCCGAACGGACAUUCGCUAAAAAGUCUCGACGAAAGCUGGAGGCCGCCGAAGUCGCGGACGAUGAUGAGCCUAUGGACUCACCGUCAGAUAUCAAUAGUAGUCCAUCAGAUGAUGACGACGAUGAUGACGAGGCUGACGAGGAAACACGGGAGAUAUUGGCUGCCAAUCGAGUCCGGAGUGUGUUGUUAGCCGAGCAGAAAUUAUGCCAACUCACGGGCAAGAUGGUCCUUGCUAUCGUUGGUGGUGUGCUCGAUGGUCCCGGGCGACAAAGUGGGAAGCUGAGACAGAAGCUACUACGGAACAAGAGCCGUCUCGGACAGAAUUACAAGGAAGUUGUGGCGUUUCUUGACGUUGAGAAGUCUCUGGGGCGGAGAGUUGCGUCAGCGAAGGACAAGGUUAGGGUUAAUGGGGCUGGACCUUCUGGCGCUGCAUCGAAGAAGAAUAAUGGGAAAAUGAAGUCUGCGGAGAUGGUUGAAGAUGACGACGAUGAGGAAGAGCAAGCGGCGCAGGCGGAAGAAGAUGAGGAAGAUGACUUAGUGGCACGAGGGCUUGUUGAUGAGGAGGAGGAGGACGAGGGCCCUCACAUGGGAACAGCUGAUGAAGAUUUGGAACUGACUCCGCCCCCUGACGAAAUUGACGAUGAUGUGAUGGGAGAUUAAAUUUUAAAAGAGGUAGGAAAACACGAGCUUGGGCGACCGUAAUAUAUGAUGAAUCUUUUGCUUUUCUUUCCCCCUUCUCUCUGCUUCAAUUCCGCCCUGGUUUAUUUUCCCUAGCCUGCCUGGACAUAUUUUUCCUCUUUAGUCAGGCUUCACUUCUAUUCAAACUUGUACUUGAGCAUGUACUUAAUUUACUUCCUUCUCCCCUGCCAUUUCUUGUCUUGUAUCGCCAUUUUUUUUCUCUUUUUUAUGGAUGGGGGCAGCUGAACGGGCGGUGGAGGGUCGCUGAUUUUGUGAUCUUGUGGUGUUUUCCCCCUUCCUCUUUAUAUUCCCACGUAUAGUUUUCAUGAAAUUCUUCAUUCUUAUGAUGUGUCCAUAGCUUGUGUUUCGCCAUAUAAAUACAAUACCUAUGUCAUUCUUUCAGUUUACUUGUCUUCUCCCUCCGAAUAUAACCUCGUACAUUUUCUGCGCUGAACCUAGGGCAACUGAUAGAUAUCAUGUUUUUGUAGCAGCUAUUAAAAUCUGUUGAAAUUUCUGUUUAAAAUAGCUAUUAAGUGCUGUCACUAUUCUCUAAUCUCUCUGUUUAUUAUAGAAAAACCAACUUUUCUGAGCAAAAUGC